Anopheles nili is the source of this 1398-nucleotide messenger RNA. RefSeq names its product glycine receptor subunit alpha-4 (gene alka). Gene Ontology annotation, cellular component: neuron projection; membrane; synapse. The record is from RefSeq and is a predicted model, not a curated record. The coding region runs from base 1 to 1398 and encodes 465 amino acids. Gene Ontology annotation, biological process: signal transduction; chloride transmembrane transport; chemical synaptic transmission. Gene Ontology annotation, molecular function: neurotransmitter receptor activity; extracellular ligand-gated monoatomic ion channel activity; transmembrane signaling receptor activity. NCBI's taxonomy places the organism in Eukaryota, Metazoa, Arthropoda, Insecta, Diptera, Culicidae. The transcript has 7 exons.
AUGGCCGCCAACGUGCUUCGAAAAGCGUCUAGAAGUACAUCGAUCGCGUUUGCUGUGUUGCUGCUGGUGCUAUGCUUUCUGGAGGAGGUGUUGACCGCGAAAAAUUACACCCUCAAACCACGAGUAGUGCUGCCGGAGGACUAUGUAAAAGAGGUUCGGCCCCCAUCGCAAAAGGGCAGUCCAGUCGUGGUUGAGUUCAGUAUAUUCGUGGUAGAUAUCAAUUCCAUUAAUGUCGAGGAUAUGGACUUUAGAGUAGAUAUGUUCGUGCACCAGAAGUGGGUCGAGUCGCGGUUGGAUCUGCACGACGACAUUUUCGAGGAGGGUGACGAUCACGUGAUACUUCCGCCGGAGUUUUUCGAUAACCUAUGGCAACCGGAUCCGUACUUUCUCAACUCAAAAAUUUCAGAAAUUGCCACACUUACGCACAAAUUCUCCUCGGUAACGUUGUACAAGAACUCGACGGUACGGUACGCGUGCAUGAUGCAUGCCAUCAUCGCGUGCCAAAUGGAGUUUCAGCUAUACCCAAUGGACAUCCAAAUAUGUCCGAUCUACAUCGAAAGCUUCUCGUACCACAACCAAAAGAUUCGACUCAAGUGGGCCGACAAUGGCGUGACGAUCAAUCCCGAGCUAAAGUUGCUCCAGUACAACCUCGGGCAACCGCUACAGCUAGAGGAAACGGACGGGUACAUGCCGGAAAAGUACGGAAACUUUUCUCGCCUGGCAGUGUACUUCCGGUUUGAGCGACAGAUCGGCCAUCAUCUCAUACAAACGUUUGCGCCGUCUUCGCUUGUCGUGAUGCUCUCCUGGUUUAGCUUUUGGCUCGGUUUAGACGCUAUACCUGGGAGGGUUACGCUACUCGUCACCUGCAUGCUCACCUUAGUGACGAUGUUCACCGGUAUGCGAGCGGACAUUCCGCCCGUGGCGUACGUUAAGGCGCUCGAUCUGUGGAUGGCCGGGUGCAUGUUGUUCGUGUUUUCAGCCCUCGGGGAGUUCGUGGUGGUGAAGGUACUCGACGUGCAGUACCAAUACCAGGUGAAUAAGGUACCGAAGGUGCUACCGAUGCGCAUCAGUGCGAUGGAAAAGGGCCAAUGUGUGGGCACGGUUGCGAACUGGGAGGGUGGAACUGUGAACGUUCGUCCCCGGAAACCCACCCAGACACCGACAACUCCGGGCCAGGUGUCAUUGCAGGGAAAUGGUGGUCCUCAGCCUCCAAUGCCUCCAACCAAGCAGCCGACCCGGCGUCAGAGUAUCCUUUCCGUGGCGUGGACUGAUACUGACACCGGUAUCGAGAAGAUCAUGUGGCGUGAGAUCGAUAAAAUGUCGCGUGUCGUCUUUCCCGGCCUGUUUCUCGUCUUUGUCGUGCUUUACUGGCCGAUCCUGAUCUUUAAGACGUCCUAA